AUGUCACAAUCACCAACCCCGGAUAGGUUCCAGAUAGAUCUAUAUCUGGUUUCUGAAGUAACAACCAAGCAACAUUCAUUCAAGCAAAACCCAAAUAGACCAAAAAUUCCAGCUAGACGAUUUAAACAGGCAAGGCAACUUGUUACGGAUGAAAUUAAAUAUUUGCAGAGCAAACCAAACAUAAAGUUCGAUACACCGACAUACACAUCCAUAAGUGCUCCUCCUAGCUUAAAACCACUGAAGCACUAUUGCGAUAUUACAGGAUUACCUGCAAAGUAUCGUAGCCCUACUAAUAACUUACGAUUUUAUAAUGUGGAGAUUUACCAGGAGAUAAUUAGAGGAAUGGCUCCCGGAUUGGACCAAGAGUAUUUGGAAUUAAGAGGUGCAAAUGUUAUUUUGAAAUAG
Molecule: messenger RNA, 405 nt
Organism: Priceomyces carsonii
Lineage: Eukaryota; Fungi; Ascomycota; Pichiomycetes; Serinales; Debaryomycetaceae
Exons: 1
Coding region: 1-405 (134 amino acids)
Biological process (GO): chromatin remodeling
Cellular component (GO): Ino80 complex
Source: RefSeq, a predicted model, not a curated record